UCCGUUGAGCUGCAGCUUUUUGCUGCGUCUGCCUGUGCAGGAUGGGCGCGUGAAACGAUGCGGAUGAAGUUGGAAAGUGAUGAGCGGGGAUGCUGAAGCGGCCGGGGAGCCCGCUUUGUUUGGAGGAGCGCAGGGCUUGUGUGCCGCCGUCGUCCCCCAGCUGCUUCCCUGUUGCUUUGUCUUCACUUGGUCCUCUGAUACCGACCGGGAGGGGCGUGGUUUGUCAGGGUUGGACUGGGACCAGCAGCCGCUGCAGCGCCCUCUGCAGGUCAGGACCAUGAAUGUUUACGGGGCUGGGGAUGUCGGCGGCACCAGAGACCGGGCGGGUGGGGAGCAUUACCGGGAACAGCGGCGGCGCUCCGGCGACCGCUCACGUGACUCCUCCCAUGAGAGAGGAGAGGGCGGGCUCACACCCUGCAUCAGAAAUGUCACCUCCCCAACGCGACAGCACGACCGUGAACGCGGCGAUGGAGGCUCCUCCUCCAGACCCUCCAGCCCACGUGCCCCCAGGGUUUCUCAGAACUACCACCACAUAGGAGGAGGCUAUGCGCCCCGGCCCAUAGGUUCGCCUGGACUGGACUUCCACUCCCGCCCUGUGGUCCAGGGGCUGUGCGAGCUGGUGUACGUGUAUGACGUGAGCAGCAAAGAGCAUCGAGGAGCCAUCCGGCCAGGAGAACGCGUCACGUUGAUCGUGGACAACACCAGAUUCGUGGUGGAUCCGGCCAUCUUCACGGCUCAGCCCAACACCAUGCUGGGCAGGAUGUUUGGUUCUGGUCGGGACAACAACUUUACUCGACCCAAUGAAAAAGGCGAGUUUGAGGUGGCAGAAGGCAUCAGCUCCACAGUCUUCAGAGCCAUCCUGGAUUACUACAAGUCUGGAAUAAUCCGCUGCCCUGAUGGCGUUUCCAUCCCUGAGCUGAGGGAGGCGUGUGACUACCUCUGCAUCUCCUUCAGCUACAGCACCAUCAAGUGCAGAGACCUCAGCGCCCUGAUGCACGAGCUGUCCAACGACGGAGCACGGCGUCAGUUCGAGUCUUACCUGGAGGAAAUGGUGCUGCCGCUGAUGGUGGCCAGCGCCCAGAGCGGCGAGCGAGAGUGCCACGUGGUGGUACUGACCGAUGACGACGUGGUGGACUGGGACGAGGAGUACCCGCCUCAGAUGGGGGAGGAGUACUCGCAGAUCAUCUACAGCACCAAACUCUACCGCUUCUUCAAGUACAUCGAGAACAGAGACGUGGCCAAGUCUGUGCUGAAGGAGCGAGGGCUCAAGAAGAUCCGGCUGGGAAUAGAAGGAUAUCCCACCUAUAAGGAGAAGGUAAAGCGGCGUCCCGGCGGCCGUCCUGAGGUCAUUUACAACUACGUCCAGCGCCCCUUCAUCCGCAUGUCCUGGGAGAAGGAGGAGGGGAAGAGUCGCCACGUGGACUUCCAGUGUGUCAAGUCCAAGUCCAGCACCAACCUGGCUGCAGCAGCCGCAGACAUUCCCCAGGACCAGCUGGUGGCGCUGCAGCCGCCGGGGCCGCAGGUGGACGAGCUGGACAACCUGCCAGGCGCCAGCGAGCCGCACCAUCCCCCGUCUGGGCCCGGGGUGGAGCCCCAGCCCGGCCAGCAGCUUCAGGACAGCCCCCUCCAGGCCCCGGCCAGCCAGCAGCACAGCAGCCGCGCCCACAACAGCUACCGCUACGGGCUGGACCCCCACACGCCGUCCCCCUCUGCGUGAUGGCGCCUCCCUCCAGCAGGAAGUGCUUCAAUCCAAAGACUGCAAAGGGACAAAAACUGACACACAGUCAAUCCCACCCUUUCAAAAUUAAAGCACAGCCCCCCCCGCCUCUUCUCGGUUGGGGGAAAGCCACUUUUCCUUCUGUCGCACAAAGUCUCUCCCUGACCUAAGGGGGGGCUGCUACGGCAAAUGGGGGCUCCUGUCCAGCUGAGGGGGGGGGCACUCCGCUUUCCACAGAAGAGAUUGUGAAGAGGUCACUGAGCCGCACAGACGCAUCAUUGUCACAUGCAGGAAGGGGGGGUCCGUUUUCUAAUAAACGUUUUCACAAUGAG
This is a messenger RNA of Oryzias latipes (Japanese medaka), 2049 nucleotides long. RefSeq names its product BTB (POZ) domain containing 10a (gene btbd10a). Gene Ontology annotation, biological process: positive regulation of phosphorylation. Gene Ontology annotation, molecular function: protein binding. The record is from RefSeq and is a predicted model, not a curated record. Gene Ontology annotation, cellular component: cytoplasm. NCBI's taxonomy places the organism in Eukaryota, Metazoa, Chordata, Actinopteri, Beloniformes, Adrianichthyidae.